AUGUCAUCUAACAGAGGUACAAAUAAAACAGUUCACGUAUUUAGUUUACGUUUCAAUCAAGAUUCAAGUUGUUUUAUUUGUACAACAUAUAAUGGUAUUCAUAUUUUUAAUGUUGAACCACUUACUCAAAAAUGUUAUCUAGAUGUUGGUCCUACUACUUAUGCUGAAAUGCUUUAUCGUACGAAUUUAAUUGCUUAUGUACCAGCAGAACAUGCCACUGGAUUACCAUCACAUGUUGUUAAUAUCUAUGAUAAUCAACGUAAAGCACAUGUACUUGAACUUAGCUUUAAUUCAUCGGUUAUUUCUAUACGAAUGUCACGAACAAGACUUUUAGUAAUACUUGUGGACAAAAUACAUAUUUUUUCUUUCCCUUCUAAAUGUCGACUUUUACAUACAAUUCAUACAAGAGCAAAUCCGAGAGGUCUUUGUGAAUUAUCGAAUAAUAAUGGAUCAUUGAUUGUUUUUCCUUCGAAUGCAAGACCUACAGGCGGUCUUAUUCAAAUAUUAGUAAGCAUAGCAAAAAAUGUAUUAUAA
Molecule: messenger RNA, 534 nt
Organism: Rotaria sordida
Lineage: Eukaryota; Metazoa; Rotifera; Eurotatoria; Philodinida; Philodinidae
Source: the annotation of a GenBank genome assembly